Messenger RNA from Tinamus guttatus (white-throated tinamou), 1046 nucleotides. Lineage: Eukaryota; Metazoa; Chordata; Aves; Tinamiformes; Tinamidae. The record is from RefSeq and is a predicted model, not a curated record.
GGACAGACAGACAGACAGACAGAUAGACGGACCACGCCAUGGCGAGCCCGUGCGUGGAGCUGAGCAACAAGAUGAAGAUGCCCAUCUUGGGGCUGGGCACCUGGCAGGCUCCUCCAGGGAAGGUGGAAGAGGUGGUGAAGUUUGCUAUUGAUGCAGGUUACCGCCACUUUGACUGUGCCUACUUUUACCGAAAUGAAGACGAAAUAGGGAACGCCGUGGAGCAGAAGAUCAAGGAGGGGGUUGUGAAGCGGGAGGACCUCUUCCUCGUCAGUAAGUUGUGGAACACGUUUCAUGAGAAACCUCUGGUAAAGGAAGCGUGCAAGAAGAGCCUUGCCGCACUGAAACUGGACUACAUCGACCUCUACCUGAUACAUUUUCCUAUGGGAUACAAGGCUGGUGAAGAACUGAGUCCUGUGGAUGACAAAGGAAUGAUUAUUCCCAGUGAUACAGAUUUUCUGGACACAUGGGAGGCCAUGGAAGAGCUGGUGGAUGCUGGUCUAGUAAAAGCCAUUGGUAUCUCCAACUUUAACCAUGAGCAGAUUGAGAGACUACUGAACAAGCCUGGCCUCAGGUACAAACCUGUAAAUAACCAGAUUGAAUGCCACCCAUACCUCACCCAGGAAAAGUUGAUCAAAUAUUGCCAAUCUAAAGGGAUUGCUGUAACUGCCUAUAGUCCCCUCGGCUCUCCAAACCGCCCAUGGGCCAAGCCAGGGGAACCUAUGCUGCUUGAGGAUCCUAAGAUUAAAGAUAUUGCAGCUAGGCAUAAUAAAAGCCCUGCCCAGGUCGUGAUCCGGUUUCUUAUCCAAAGGAACGUCAUUGUCAUUCCCAAGUCUGACAAACCACAUCGUGUUGAGGAAAAUAUGAAGGUGUUCGACUUUGAACUGUCUAGAAAGGAGAUGGAUGUCAUACUCGGCUUUAACAGAAACUGGAGGGCGGUCGCAGUACCUGGCUGUCAAUCACAAGGACUACCCAUUUAAAGCAGAAUAUUAAUGCCUAUGGCUUCUGCAAGAUCUCCACAUACAACAGAUCUGAAGAUGUACCCUGCA